This is a messenger RNA of Thecamonas trahens ATCC 50062, 3600 nucleotides long. RefSeq lists its product as uncharacterized. The transcript has 2 exons. Lineage: Eukaryota; Apusomonadida; Apusomonadidae. The record is from RefSeq and is a predicted model, not a curated record. Bases 220 to 3600 code for a protein of 1126 amino acids.
UCUGGUAUUGGUGGUGAUUGUCAUAAUCAUGAUUGUGAGGUUGUCAAACGACAGCUUCGUGUGGCAUUGUCUGCCAGAGAUGGUUAUGCGGGAAGAGUGGCUCUGUUGGAGGCUCAGAAUGCAGAGUUGGAGGAAGAGAAUGCAAGGCUCUCGGCAGAGAAUCAACGGUUGGUUUUGGAGAACGAGAAGCUGAUCAAAGAGAAUCACAACAACUUGAUCAUGUCCUCAUCAACAACGUCAUCAUCAACAACAACAACGGCAAAGGCUACAGCAGCGACCGCGGCUGGAAAUAGUGCUUCGCCAAAUGCAGAGACGGUUAUGUCAGGCCACAGCAGUGGUCUUGAUGGUGGUGUCGGCAUCGUCAAUGCGCUCAAUGAGAAGAUCGACUUGCUGGAGAGCCUCCUUCGCAAGCAUCAUAUCGACAUUCCUGUGGCAGUGAGUGUCUCCGCUUCGCUCCGCUCGGAUGAGCUUGCUGCUUUGCCUCAGGAUGCGCAAGAUGUCGGCCCUGCGGCGUCUUUGAGACUCUCCAAGCUCCGUGAGUCUGCCGCGCCUGGUGUCGUCGCUGACGAGGCCACUCUUCAUCGCCUGCGCAAGCAGCUGGCAAGGGCGUGGUCCGCAAACGAGGAGCUCCAGGCAAAGCUCGCCGCUACGGAGGCUGAUCUCUUCAAGGAGCGCCAGGUCCUCGAGACUGAGCGGGUCAAGCUCGCUUACGCCACCGCCAGCGUCAACGCUGCAACCGCCGCCGGCACGGCCGCCGCAGACUCGCCUACUGUGCCGCCACCGCCGCAGGCGCAAGCGCAAGCACCGUCCACACCAGACCAUGUCGUCGUUGCCGAGCUCCGCGCUCUGCUCAAAGACUCGCAGGCCGAGCUUGCCCAGGCCCGCGCCGAGUCGGCGGAGCUCGCUCUCAAGCUCUCGACCGCUACCGCAUCCUGGAACUCUUACAUCCGCCACGAGCUCGGGGCCGCCGAGGAGGCGCUCGACGAGCUCAACGCUUCCCAGGUCCAGCUCCAGGCUGAGCUCGCUGAGGAGACUGCGUCGGGUACCGAACUAACCUCUAUCCUCUCGGCUGAGCUGGCAGAGACCACCCAGCAGCUCGCUCAGCUCGGCACCGCCCACGCCGACGCUGUCGCGCAGCUCGAGUCCAGCCAGGCCGAGCUCGCCUCGCUCCGCGAAGAGCUCGCCUCGGUCAUCGCCAUCGCCCGCAAGUAUGCCGGUGGCAAACGCAAGGUCUCGGCAGCCCUCAAAGAGUCCAGAGCUGCCAACGACUCGCUCGUUGCAGAGCUCAAGGCCGCAAGGACCCGACUCGCCCACCUUGAAGCCGAGCUCGGUGACGCCGAUGCUGUCGCCUCGGCCGCCCGCUCCGCCGCAGACCGCGACGCUGUCCUUGUGGCCGAUGCUGCAGAGAUGAAGCGCAUGUACGGUCCGCUCCAAGCCGCGCUCGACUCCCGCGCCAAGGAUCUUGCCGCCGCAAACGAAGCGCUUGCCGUCGCGGACGCUCGCAUCGCUGCCCUCGACUCGGACGCCGCAAAGCGUGAGCUUGCCAUCCUUGAGCUGGAGAAGGCCAACCACUCGCUUGAGCUCCUCUACUCGUCCAUCAAGAACGAGCUCUCCGCCACCAAGCUCCAGCUCGCCGAAGCCCAAGAGACCGCCGCCGCCCGCGAUGCCGCUGCCGCAGACGCCGUCGCCGCCGCAGACGCAAAGAUCGCAGACCUCUCCGCCCAGCUCACCUCGGUGCUCGACGACGCCACCGCCGAGUUCAAGGACCGCACCACCGCGCUACAGGGCGCCGCAGAUGCGGCCGCAGUCCGCGCCGCCGCCGCAUCCGCCGCCAACGAUGACCUCCGCGACCAGCUGGAAGCCUCCAACGACCAGCUCGCCGCCGCCCUCGCCGCCCUCACCACGCUCGAGUCGCAGUGCCUCCAGCUCGCUUCACCCAUGGAUGACGCCGUCCACACCCUCAAGUCGCAGCUCGCCACCGCCCACACGGCCCAGGCCGCCGCCUCUUCACGAGUCGCGCACCUCCUUGCUGAGCGCAAGUCGGCCGCUGCUGCCCUCGAGGACGCACUCGACGCCAACGCCCAGCUAGAGGCCGCCGCCGCCGCCGCCGUUGCCGCCACCGCCGCCCACGAGCGGGACCUCGCCACCAUCCGUGCCGACCUUGCCGCUGCCAAGCACUCCCUUGCCUCCGUGGAGGACGACAAGACCAAGCUCGGUGCCCUCAAUGCUCAGCUUUCAGCCGAUCUUCGCGCAGAGCAGUCGGCGCUGGCUGCCGAGAAAAAUGAGGUUGCCCUCGCCACCGCCGCCCUCCGCGCCGCAAAGGACGAUGCUGCCUCGCUACGCGCAGAGCUCGAUGCCGCAAAGGCCGACGCUGCCGCAAAGGCCGCCGAUGCAGCCUCGGCACACGCCGCGCUUGCCCGCGCAGAAGCCGCGCUCUCGGUCGCCGAAGCCGGGCAAUCCUCGCUCUCGUCACAGGUCGCCGACCUCUCGCCGCUCCGCACACAGCUAGAGUCGGCCAUCAUGCGCGCUACCUCGGCCGAGGCUGAGCUCGCCGCUCUCCGUGCCAGCUCGGCGGCGCGGCCCUCUGUCCCUGCCACUGCUCUCGAUGACGUCCACGCCGAGCUCGCCGCUCUCACCAAGAAGCAUGCCCUCCUCCGCGCCCGUCUUGCCUCUGCAGACGAUGCCGCCGCCGCAAAGGACGCGGAGCUUGCCGCGCUCCAGGCCGACUGCACCGCUCUCCGCAACGCGCUCCGGGCCGCCCCUUCGCACCCGCCCGACUCGCCGGCUGCUGACGCCUGGAAGGCCCGCGUCGAGUCACUCGAGCGCCGCGUCGCCCGCCCGCCCUCGCCCUCGCCGAGAACUGCGGCCUCGACCUCGGCCUCGGCCUCGGCACACUCCUCGCUCCUUGACGCUGCCAACGAUCGCAUCGCCUCGCUGCAGGAGAUGCUCGCAGACACACAAGCAACCGCCGCUCGUGUUCCCGAGCUCGAGGCCGAGGUCGAGCGCCUCACCCGCUGGGCAGACACGCUCUCGUCCGAAAAGAUGGGCCUCGUCUCCUCGCUCCACGAUGCCCAGGAGCGCACCCGAGCCGCUGAGGCUCAGGCAGGUGCCGCUCUCCUCGCCGUCGAGGCAACCGAGGCCGCGCUCCCACGCGUCCUCGCCCUCCUCGCUCCAGACGCCGUUCUGCCUGACCCAGUGCCGGCACAGGCCGAGCUCGCGCUCCGCACAGGCGGCAUCCAGCGCCUUCUCUCUUCGCUCUCCAUUGCUGCCGAGUCGGCGUCAUACAACCUGACCCAGGCGAACGACGCUGUCGACCGCCUCUCCAAGCAGCUCGCAGAGUCCAAGACCGUCGUCGCCGACCUCACCCUAGCCGCCGCCUCCUCGCGCUCCGCUCUCACCCAGACCUCGGCCGACAACGACGCCAUCCUCUCUGACUCCGCGAGGCCCGAGUCACAGGCUCUGGCUGCCCAGAACUCGAUGGUCCUUGAGGAGCUAGACGCCCGCAACGCUGAGCUCUCCGUUCUCGAUGGCCAGCGCCAGUCGGUCUUUGAAGAGCUCGAUCGCCUGCUACAGACCUGUGAUGACCUCUCGCGCAUGUAA